Dromiciops gliroides (monito del monte) is the source of this 1140-nucleotide messenger RNA. It is a transcript of the gene GLTPD2, whose product is annotated as glycolipid transfer protein domain containing 2. Gene Ontology annotation, biological process: intermembrane lipid transfer; ceramide transport. The record is from RefSeq and is a predicted model, not a curated record. The transcript has 4 exons. The coding region runs from base 57 to 920 and encodes 287 amino acids. NCBI's taxonomy places the organism in Eukaryota, Metazoa, Chordata, Mammalia, Microbiotheria, Microbiotheriidae. Gene Ontology annotation, molecular function: ceramide 1-phosphate binding; ceramide 1-phosphate transfer activity. Gene Ontology annotation, cellular component: cytosol; membrane; cytoplasm.
GGGACAAGUACUGACCAGAGGGGCUGGGGAGGCGGCAGUGGUUCUGGACAGUGAACAUGAAGCUAAAGCUGUUGCCCCCUGACCCUAAAGUUUGGGCCCCCAGGCACUGGCUCAGCUGUGCUCUUCCCUUCACCAUCUUCAUCUUCAUGUUGCUGUUCUACCUGACUGGAGGGAAGCGAAAAGAUGAACUCACAGGCUGUGGAUUCAGGGCUCAACUCUGUGUUCCAGAGAGAUCUUUGACUUCCCAGAUAGAGCCUGGACUGAAAUCUGGUGAACUUCACUGCCUGGGCCCAAACAAGCUACCAGGCCAAAUGAUAAGUCCUUUUAGGGAGAGUUUAACAACUGAGGGAGACCUACAGCUGCCCCAGUUUCUGGAUGGAUGGAGAAAACUGGUCAUGCUCCUGGAUCCCCUGGGCACCCUCUUUACCUUUGCCACCCAGGAAGCCUCCACAAAACUCUCAGUCCUGGAGUCUUAUUCCCGAGGCCCCAACUCCACCCAUUAUCACACCUUCUCAGCCAUGGCUAACUGGGAGAAGGAUCCCUCUAAACUCUCUUCUGGUCUCCGUACAUUGGUGCUUCUGCACCGAGCCCUGCGCUGGGCCCAGCUCUGCCUGGGAGGCAUCGCCAGAGUUCAGAAUGCAGACAUGGGGGCUCUGUGCAGGAAAGCCUAUCAGAGUGUGCUCGGCCCCCACCACCCAUGGCUGAUCCGCCAGGCGGCAAACUUAGCCUUCCUCGCCUUUCCCAGGCGGAGACAACUACUGGCAAUGGUAUGCCCAGGAGCUACUGAGCAGGAGGCCCAGGAGGCCCUUUCUCAGGUAGCUGACACACUGGAGGCUGUCUACAAUCGCACCCAAGUGCUGCUAAAUGAGAGGGGAAUGCUGGCAGGGAGAGUUACUCUGAAGCCUACUGGGGGUAGGUAGCAGAGUCACUGGAAGAACUCAGUGCUCCCCUGGAGCACGAGGACUGGGCAGUGGGAGAGGGGAAGCUGACUGGGAGCAGCACUCAGUUUCUCAAGCACCUCCUCUCUCCCAUACUGACACUCCCUCUCAGCCCUGGAGCCAAGAAAACUCUCACAUCUUUAAUGAACAUCAGAUGGAAGAUGGAUGAUGUAGGGUAAAUAAAGUGUUUUUAGAAACUGUC